Messenger RNA from Pangasianodon hypophthalmus (striped catfish), 5488 nucleotides. RefSeq names its product proline rich transmembrane protein 4a (gene prrt4a). The transcript is spliced from 4 exons. Lineage: Eukaryota; Metazoa; Chordata; Actinopteri; Siluriformes; Pangasiidae. Bases 471 to 3080 code for a protein of 869 amino acids. The record is from RefSeq and is a predicted model, not a curated record.
AGAUGGGGUGUGUGUGAGUGUGUGUGGGGAACAGAGCAGGAGCGAGUGUACUAAAACUCACACACAUGCGCAGGAACCGACAGAGACAGGGACAGCUUUUCAGCAGCGGCUAAGGGAUUACUCCUAUUUUCAUCUCCAUCCUUCCUGGGGUGAGCCCCUUUCUUUAGCUUUAACAAAUCUUAUGUGCAUGUGUCUUUAAUUGCUGCUGGGUUAGAGAAUGUACAUCACUGAAUGCAGCUGCCAAGAAAUAUGUCCAGUGCUUGGUCAUGUGGACCACCUAAACAUAACCAUACAUCAUCCAGAGAAUGAGGCUGCAUUCAGAGAAGAGACGAUGAUCAGAAAAUGGGGGCAAGAGGAUUUGAAGGAGACAAGGAGAAACUGAGGUUUAGUGCCAGAAGAGUAUUGCAGACCUGAGAUGGAGUACAACAGGACACAGUGUUAGCUGUGAUUUCUUCAAGAGGAUUGCAAGCAUGAUCCCUCAUAGUGCAAGAUUCAUACUCAUUCUCAGUCUUACUUUGCUCAGCGGUCUACAUGCUGCAUACAUGACCGGAGAUGGAGGAGGCCAAGCAUGGACACAGACAAGCCCUGUUAAAGAGCACAAAGAAGUCCAUCCUUCUGGCAGCUUACUGUGGAGCAGCCAGAGAUCAAGAGCCAGUACGAAAGCCACUACUCCACCACUGACUACUCGAACAAAAACACGAAACUCUUGGUCAGCUACUCAUGGUGACACUGGCCAUUCCUCACUAACCACCUUAUUAGCAACACUGGGGUCAUAUCCCCAUCCAGCCUCCCAGGUCCAGAGCAAGGUAUUCAAAGCUCCAGUAAAUACAACAUCUCCUGACCAAAGGAGACCUGAAAUGAGGCUUAGUGAUGCCUGGGUACUGGGGGAGUCAAAAGCGACUGCUCAAAGAUCAGAUGACACAAGUCUGAAACAGAAGCAAACAGACCUACUGACAACUCUACAGGAUGACAGAAGAAUGGUAGAGGAGCUCACCAGGAGGCCACCUCCCCUUGGUACCAUUUCACCUAGAGACAGUUUGAAAUUAGACUCUAUGCCCAGUCGGACAAGUCCUGGCUUGGACAAAGUGCAUGAAGGUCCGUAUGAGAAAAACGAUAGUCUGGGUUCCUUAAAAGAGGAGACAUCCAGACCGACUCCAGGAUGGACAGCAAGCACUCUUAUUCCAGGCUUGCUUUCACUUGAUGACUGGAAUGAUGACUUCAGUGAAUCCUCCUCCCAGCCUGACUGCAAUAUUGACACCAUGGGGGUCUGCAACUCCUCCAACCCUCUCUGGAGCCUUGGUCUCCCUGACAACCUCUCCAGUGCCCUGACUCCUGCUUCCCCAGUGCCCCCUCCUGGGAAUAUGACCCCACCUCCUUCUAUAAUAAUGACCCCACCUCUUUUGGUGCCAUUAUUUUCAGACUGGAAUGCUGCAACGGCAACGUGGGGCCUGGCAUGGGAGCUGCAGGUAUACGGGCUGGGUUGUGUGUUCUCUCUCGUGGCUGUAUUGUCUGCGCUAAGCUUAUUGUGCCUCCCUCUGUGCCAGCCAUCUGGUUGUGCCAACUUCACCCUUCUGCAUCUCCUGCAGCUGCUUAUUGGCUCAAGCCGGGCUUUCUGGCUCAUCUAUGACCCCUAUGGGCAAAGAGAGCGCCUCCCUGUGGCUUGGGCACGGCUCCUACAUGAAGCCGGCUACCCAUGUUUAACCGGAGCAUUUGGCAUGCUGCUUGUGCUGCUUUCCCCACAGCUUCUCUCCCAGAAUGCACUGCGGCGGUGUAUUUGCUUGCUGGCCGCGCUCAUGCUGCUUCACAUGGCCACAGUUAUGGGCACAGUUGGAAUAUUAUGGAUUUUCCCUUCCUUCCCUGUCGUUUCUCUGCUGCCCCCUGCAGUCUUCCUGCUUCUCUCGUGUCUCCUCUCCACUUCAUACCUGCUGCUGUACUGCUGUGCCCGUGUUGAGGCCAAGCACAUCUACAGGCUGAGGGAGAAUUCCCCUGAUCGCCUGGCAUGCCAGGCCAGCCAAUGCCCCCUCAGUGAGGCAGGCGUGUGGGAGCGGGCAGCUGGAAUGGGACUGUUUUCAGCACUUUUCCUCUUGGCUUGUGCAGGACUCAGGCUCUAUGCCAUUCUGCAUGCACUGGGACUGACUAAUGGCAGGAUGGGGCUCAUGCCCUGGCCCUGGUGGGUAUUCCAGCUGAGCUGCAGAGUAUGUGAGGCAUGCGUUUGUCUCACUCUAGCUCUCAUCCUCACACACCCUCUCCUCUGCUGUGGAGUAGCUCGCCCCAAACUAAGUCGCUGGAACUCAUGGUUUGACAGGACAUCCACCAGGAACACAGUGAUCACCAAACCCCAAAUCCUGUCAGGUGGCUGGACCAAGAAGACUGGAGAGACACUGCAUGAAAGCAUGUCACAGCAUGAGAGUGAGAUUGUGCCACUUUAUACCCUAGCAGAACUGCCCCUUGGAGAACCAGAAGGCCUGGACCUUAACUAUCCCAGCAGCCCUCAGCUUGCCCCUGCACAACUUCCUAAAAAUGGACUUUUGGUCUCCCAUUCUUCUUUCAUCAGCCUGGACUGUGAUUCUACAGUAGAUCUGAGGCCUCCAUCUCCGAUUGACUUGCGGCGAAGCAUUGAUGAGGCUCUAAACAGUGAGGUUCUGUUCCAUCGCAGCCUGUUCAGCUCCUCCAGGCUGUCCCUCAGCACACGGGGGCCUCCAGAUGGCCAGCCAUGCAGAGGAAUACCUGCAGAAGCAUCCCUCUAUCGCACUGCAUCAUGUGGGGAUGUGGAUUUGCCUUCUGCACCGUCACCACCUGUACUACGGAGCAGCGCAGCAUGGAAGGCCUCCAACUUCAGCUCCUUACGUGGAGGAACUAGAAGUCAUGGAGGUCAGGCACCUUUUUAUACUGGUUUUGGCUCUGGGCGCUACUCUCAGAAGCAAUACAGGGCUCUGGGCUCCAUUUCUUCAAGAGAGCAUUUGUAUGAUCAGCAACACAUUCGCACACAAGCUGAUGAACUGGCUGUACAAGCUGAAUUCAUCAGCGUCUGCAGACAGAUAGAUGCCCUUAGUGUCUGCAGUGACACUAUCGAACUGUAGUUAAUGGGACACACAUCAGCACUGAGUGGAGUAGCUCUGAGAGUGGAGAUCGUCUAUAGACGUCUAUAGAUCGUCUGAGUGCAUGAGACCUAAUCUUUCAAACGGAAUUCUGCUGGAGAUGGACCACUUAUCUACUGCAAUUUGUAAGAACUAAUAACUUAAAUCAAGUUUGCAGACUGUUUGGAAAAUGUCACUGCAGUACCUGCAUACCUUUAAGAAAAUGGGAGAAUUGAAAAUAUAAAAUCUGAGUUAGUAUUGGACACAUAACUUUUUUAUGGCACCAUAAAAUGUACCAGGAGAAAGGGAAUUGGUAGAGGGUUUAAUUUCCACAAUUUCACAGAAUCUAGAUUUCUUGAUGAGAGGAAAAGUGCUUCUGUGCCUUUUUCAGUCGUCCAACAACCUUUUUCUAGAUGCGACACAUCAAACAAUUUAUUAUUCAAUACAGAAAAGCUUAAUGCCUUCAAAAAAAGUUUUGAGUUGAUUUUGAUGGAUAUAUGGAUUUUGCUCUAGCAAUGUAACUUCCUAUAAUGUUGCACAUGGAAAUAUGUUCAAGUUAAAGGUACUGUCACUGUUUGGACAAUUAGUUUGUUUUGUUAAUACAACUGAUAUGCAACAUUACUGACAAAGUACUAUUAAAAUGGGAAAAAAUAAGCAUACAUACAGUAUACAUGUUGGCAACAUUUAAAUGUCAAGGAAGGAAGGGCUUUUUCUCCAGCAGCAAUAUGUCUACAUUUAGCACUUUAUUUUUAACAGGAUGAGAGUUGAGAGUGGCUUGUGCUCACGUGUGGCUUUACUUGUAAUAUUUACUUGUAAGAAAAGAGAUUUUUAAGAGAAGACUAAGUUGACAAAAAUGACUAAGUUGAUAAAGUUAAAAAAUACCAAUAUAGCAACACCAGUCAGUGCAUGUGUGGGGGAAGUAGUUGUACAAUUUUAGGCUCUUAUUUCCUCCCUUAAGCAAAUAUGCGAGACAAAAGAUAAAUUUUAUCUUCUUCACUGUAGCUUUAAUUCCUUUCGUUGUUGUACUGGGUAGAGUAGCACAAGUCAGAACUUCACUUAUACAUCUGUGUUUUUAUAGAUAAGAAGUCUAUGAAAAUGAUAAGCUUGGCUGUUAGCACCAUGCCUCUAUUUUAUAAUGAAUUAAUGGAUGGAUGAAUAAAUAAAUGAAUAAAUAAAGUGAGGGAGUGAAAAGAUGGUUGGAUGUUGGAAAUUCGCAACAAAUCUUUACCUAAACUUGUUGAACCCAUGAUCCAUUUCAGGAUUUGAGACCAUCAUGUCAUCAUGAUCCAUCCCAUUUUGUGAUACUAUUGCAAUGCACCAAGCAUAAGCUGUAGAAACAGUCUACGCACUAAAAGCCAAUACAGCCACCUAGUGGUGAUAUUUAAAUAAAAAAAUGAUGAGAGAGGCUCUCGGAUCAUAACCAUCUUUAUUAAUGUGACCCUUUUGCACAUCAUGGCUGAGUGCACAGCUUUGGGCAGUACUCCUGUACAACAGUAAUACAUGAGUAGCAAAAGCCUGUCAAAGUCAGUAUUCAUUAACUCUGCCUAGAGGUCAUACACCCCAACCGGCACUGUUUUUAGCUCUAAUUGUGCUUCACAUAGCUAUAGCACAGAGAUAUAAUUGUUUGAGAUGCUCUGACAUCAUUCUGUGUCAGAUAAACUGUGGUCUUGUAGUAACCCAUUCAGCCUACAUGAGAUCUUCAGGUCCUCACUUUAGUGAGCUGCUUUACAGAAGAAUAUUGUCAAAAAUAAGACAGUAACAUUGAACAUAAUAAAGGACUAUAAUAAAAUAGAUUUCUUUGAGCAGUUUCUUUUGUCCAAAAGACUCUGUACAAAUUUAGGGAACUGUCUGACUUGCCAGCAAUCGCAGAGGAAAUAAGAGGACCUGUAAAGUAAACCUAUUUUAUACACUCUAAAUUCAAACAAUGACUCAGGCAAAAAGACAGCAACACACAUCCACACAAAUGGAGGUGACACCUUCAUACAUUACAGUUUUCCUGGGAAUGAAUUAAGUCUAAUAUUCACUGUAUAGCAUACACAAUCACAUUUGGUAAUACACUUGUGUAGUGUAAGUGUACACGACUAACAUUUUUCUUAUAUUAUUAUCCAAACCCCAAAGGAGCUGUGACUCUUCCAGGAAAUGGAAACUGUGCAGUGAUAUAGCAUUAUGUUACAAACUUUGACACACAGAUGACAAAUGUUGUUCUACUCAGAUCAAAGUCACCCACACUGGAAAGUUUAACGCUUAAGUGUUUCCAUUACAAGGCAGCACUACCACAACUGCAACCACUUAGUAAAUUUGCUUGUAAAUCAUUAUUGUAUUGUUGUAUCCAUAAGUGAUAUUUCAUUUGGCCAAGAAAGUACGUGUGUAGAUACUGAAUUAAAAUGCAAAAAUAAAUUCCAAUCAUAGAG